Messenger RNA from Acomys russatus (golden spiny mouse), 2549 nucleotides. RefSeq names its product chondroitin polymerizing factor 2 (gene Chpf2). Gene Ontology annotation, molecular function: glucuronosyl-N-acetylgalactosaminyl-proteoglycan 4-beta-N-acetylgalactosaminyltransferase activity. Gene Ontology annotation, cellular component: Golgi cisterna membrane. Lineage: Eukaryota; Metazoa; Chordata; Mammalia; Rodentia; Muridae. Bases 88 to 2400 code for a protein of 770 amino acids. The transcript is spliced from 4 exons. The record is from RefSeq and is a predicted model, not a curated record.
GGGGCAACUGCUGGCCUGGGGCCCAUCAACCUACUACUCACACUUGAGACUGUGCCCUGGGGGUACCCUUUGUCAGGGCCUGCCACCAUGCGACUGAGCUCCCUGUUGACUCUGCUGCGGCCAGCGCUCCCCCUCAUCCUGGGGCUGUCUUUGGGAUGCAGCCUGAGCCUCCUGCAAGUAUCCUGGAUCCAGGGUGAGGGAGAAGAUCCCUGUGUAGAGGCUGUGGGAAGGCCAGGAGGGCCACAGAAUCCAGACUCAAAAACUGGGCUGGACCAAAGCGAUGAAGACUUCAAACCCAGGAUUGUCCCCUACUACAGGGAUCCUAACAAGCCCUACAAGAAGGUGCUCAGGACGCGGUAUAUCCAGACAGAGCUGGGCUCUCGUGAGCGCUUGCUGGUGGCUGUCCUGACUUCCCGCGCCACACUGUCCACCCUGGCUGUGGCUGUUAACCGUACAGUGGCACAUCACUUCCCUCGAUUACUCUACUUCACAGGGCAGCGAGGGGCCCGGGCUCCCUCAGGGAUGCAGGUGGUAUCUCUUGGAGAUGAGCGGCCUGCCUGGCUCAUGUCAGAGACGCUGCGCCACCUUCACGCACACUUUGGGGCCGACUAUGACUGGUUCUUCAUCAUGCAGGAUGACACAUAUGUGCAGGCCCCCAGAUUGGCAGCUCUUGCUGGUCACCUUAGCAUCAACCAAGACUUGUACUUGGGCCAUGCAGAGGAAUUCAUUGGUGCAGGCGAGCAGGCCCGGUACUGCCAUGGCGGCUUUGGCUACCUGUUGUCACGGAGUCUCCUGUUGCGCCUGAGGCCCCAUCUGGAUGGCUGCCGAGGGGACAUUCUCAGUGCCCGGCCUGAUGAAUGGCUUGGCCGCUGCCUCAUCGACACUCUGGGCAUCGGCUGUGUUUCACAGCACCAGGGGCAACAGUAUCGCUCCUUCGAGCUGGCCAAGAAUAGGGACCCCGAGAAGGAGGGGAGCUCUGCUUUCCUGAGUGCCUUCACCGUUCACCCUGUCUCCGAGGGUUCCCUCAUGUACCGGCUCCACAAACGCUUCAGCGCUCUGGAGUUGGAGCGGGCUUACAGCGAAAUAGAACAACUGCAGGCUCAGAUCCGGAACCUGACAGUGCUGACCCCUGAGGGGCAGGCAGGGCUGAGCUGGCCUGUGGGGCUCCCGGCCCCUUUCACACCACACUCUCGCUUCGAGGUGCUGGGCUGGGACUACUUCACAGAGCAGCACACCUUCGCCUGUGCAGAUGGGGCUCCCAAAUGCCCACUGCAGGGCGCUAGCAGGGCAGAUGUGGGGGAUGCCGUGGACACUGCUCUGGAGCAGCUCAAUCGGCGCUAUCAGCCCCGCCUGCGCUUCCAGAAGCAGCGGCUUCUCAACGGCUACAGGCGCUUUGACCCCUCGAGGGGCAUGGAGUACACUCUCGACUUGCUGCUGGAAGCCGUGACUCAGCGAGGGCACCGACGCUCCCUGGCCCGCAGAGUGAGCCUGCUGCGGCCACUGAGCAGAGUGGAAAUCCUGCCUAUGCCCUAUGUCACUGAGGCUACCCGGGUGCAGCUGGUGCUGCCGCUCCUGGUGGCUGAAGCGCCAGCUGCCCUGGCUUUUCUUGAGGCCUUUGCUGCCAGUGUUCUAGAGCCUCGAGAACAUGCAUUGCUCACCCUGCUGUUGGUUUAUGGGCCUCGGGAAGGCCGCGGGGGCCCUGACCCAUUUGUUGGGGUGAAGGCUGCAGCAGCCGAGUUAGAACGACGGUACCCUGGGGCGAGACUGGCCUGGCUUGCUGUGCGAGCAGAGGCCCCCUCGCAGGUGCGGCUCAUGGACGUCAUCUCCAAGAAACACCCGGUGGACACACUCUUCUUCCUUACCACGGUGUGGACAAGGCCUGGGUCGGAGGUCCUCAACCGUUGCAGGAUGAAUGCCAUCUCGGGCUGGCAGGUCUUCUUUCCAGUCCACUUUCAGGAGUUCAACCCUGUUCUGUCAUCACAGAGAUCUCCCCCAGGUGUCCCUGGGGCUGGUCCCGAUCCCCCAUCCCCCGGUGUGGACCCUUCUCGUGGGGCUCCAGUCGGGGGCAGAUUUGACCGGCAGGCAUCGGCAGAGGGCUGCUUCUACAAUGCCGACUAUCUGGCAGCCCGUGCCCGGCUGGCUGGUGAACUGGCAGGCCAGGAAGAGGAGGAAGCCCUGGAGGGGCUGGAGGUGAUGGAUGUUUUCCUCCGGUUCUCAGGGCUCCACCUCUUUCGAGCCGUAGAGCCAGGGCUGGUGCAGAAGUUCUCCCUGCGGGACUGUAGCCCCCGGCUCAGUGAGGAACUGUACCACCGUUGUCGCCUCAGCAACCUGGAGGGGUUGGGGGCCCGUACCCAGCUGGCCAUGGCUCUGUUUGAACAGGAGCAGGCCAAUAGCACCUAGUGUCCCCACCCCUGUGUCUGCCAUAGCCCCAGGAAGGGCAAGGCAAGGUGAUGGACAGAUGGAGGGCUGUCACUGUAUUUUUUUUUAAAUAAGAAAUGAUGUUAUUAAAAGUAUCUUCUGCCAAACUCUUUAGGUCUAGGGAGAGGGGU